This is a messenger RNA of Propithecus coquereli (Coquerel's sifaka), 2421 nucleotides long. It is a transcript of the gene ADAM23, whose product is annotated as ADAM metallopeptidase domain 23. The transcript has 25 exons. Gene Ontology annotation, molecular function: metalloendopeptidase activity. Gene Ontology annotation, cellular component: presynaptic membrane. Lineage: Eukaryota; Metazoa; Chordata; Mammalia; Primates; Indriidae. Gene Ontology annotation, biological process: proteolysis. Bases 1 to 2421 code for a protein of 806 amino acids. The record is from RefSeq and is a predicted model, not a curated record.
AUGAAGCCGCCCGGCAGCAACUCCAGGCGGCCGUCCCUGGCCGGCUGCAGCCUUGCCGGCGCCUCCUGCGGCCCCGGCGGCGGCCCCGCCAGCCCGGUGCCGGCCCGCGCGCCGCCCUGCCGCCUGCUCCUCGUCCUUCUCCUGCUGCCUCCGCUCGCCUCCUCGUCCCGGCCCCGCGCCUGGGGGGCUGCUGCACCUAGCGCUCCGCAUUGGAAUGAAACUGCAGAAAAAAAUUUGGGAGUCCUGGCAGUUGAAGACAAUCCAGUGCAACAGAAUAGCAGCAGUAAUAUCAGUUACAGCAAUGCAAUGCAGAAGGAAAUCACACUGCCUUCAAGACUUGUAUAUUACAUCAACCAAGACUCGGAAAGCCCUUAUCAUGUUCUUGACACAAAGGCAAGACACCAACAAAAACAUAAUAAGGCCAUCCAUCUGGCCCAGGCAAGUUUCCAGAUUGAAGCCUUCGGCUCCAAAUUCAUUCUUGACCUCAUACUGAAUAAUGGUUUGUUGUCUUCUGAUUAUGUGGAGAUUCACUACGAAAAUGGGAAACCACAGUACUCUAAGGGUGGAGAGCACUGUUACUACCAUGGAAGCAUCAGAGGCGUCAAGGACUCCAGGGUGGCUCUGUCUACCUGCAAUGGACUUCAUGGUAUGUUUGAAGAUCAUGACUUUGUGUACAUGAUAGAGCCAUUGGAGCUGAUUCACGAAGAGAAAAACACAGGUCGACCACAUAUAAUCCAGAAAACCUUGGCGGGACAAUAUUCUAAGCAAGUGAAGAAUCUCACUGUGGAAGGUGGCGAGCAGUGGCCAUUGCUGUCUGAAUUACAGUGGCUGAAAAGAAGGAAGAGAGCGGUGACUUAUAAGAAGCAUCGCUCUUCUCAUGCACAUACCAACAACUUUGCAAAGUCUGUGGUCAACCUUGUGGAUUCUAUUUACAAGGAGCAGCUCAACACCAGGGUUGUCCUGGUGGCUGUCGAGACCUGGACUGAGAAGGAUCAUAUUGACAUCACCACCAAUCCUGUGCAGAUGCUCCAUGAAUUCUCCAGAUACCGGCAGCGUAUCAAGCAGCACGCUGAUGCUGUGCACCUCAUCUCGCGGGUGACAUUCCACUAUAAGAGAAGCAGUCUGAGUUACUUUGGAGGUGUCUGUUCUCGCACAAGAGGAGUUGGUGUGAAUGAGUAUGGUCUUCCAAUGGCAGUGGCACAAGUAUUAUCGCAGAGCCUGGCUCAAAACCUUGGAAUCCAAUGGGAACCUUCUAGCAGAAAGCCAAAAUGUGACUGCACAGAAUCCUGGGGUGGCUGCAUCAUGGAGGAAACAGGGGUAUCUCAUUCCCGAAAAUUCUCCAAGUGCAGCAUUUUGGAGUAUAGAGACUUUUUACAAAGAGGAGGUGGAGCCUGCCUUUUCAACAGGCCAACAAAGCUCUUUGAGCCCACAGAAUGUGGCAAUGGAUAUGUAGAAGCUGGGGAGGAGUGCGAUUGUGGCUUCCAUGUGGAAUGUUACGGGCUGUGCUGUAAGAAAUGCUCUCUCUCCAAUGGGGCUCACUGCAGCGACGGGCCCUGCUGUAACAACACCUCGUGUCUUUUUCAACCACGAGGGUACGAAUGUCGGGAUGCUGUGAAUGGGUGUGAUAUUACUGAAUAUUGUACUGGAGACUCUGGCCAGUGCCCACCAAAUCUUCAUAAACAAGAUGGAUAUGCAUGCAAUCAAAAUCAGGGUCGCUGCUACAACGGCGAGUGUAAGACCAGGGACAACCAGUGUCAGUACAUCUGGGGAACAAAGGCUGCAGGGUCUGACAAGUUCUGCUAUGAAAAGCUGAAUACAGAAGGCACCGAGAAGGGAAACUGCGGGAAGGACGGAGACCGGUGGAUCCAGUGCAGCAAACAUGAUGUGUUCUGUGGAUUUUUACUCUGUACCAAUCUUACUCGAGCACCACGUAUUGGUCAACUUCAGGGUGAGAUCAUCCCAACCUCUUUCUACCAUCAAGGCCGGGUGAUCGACUGCAGUGGUGCUCAUGUAGUUUUAGAUGAUGAUACAGAUGUGGGCUAUGUAGAAGAUGGAACGCCAUGUGGCCCAUCCAUGAUGUGUUUAGAUCGGAAGUGCCUACAGAUUCAAGCCCUAAACAUGAGCAGCUGCCCACUCGAUUCCAAGGGUAAAGUCUGUUCAGGCCACGGGGUGUGUAGUAAUGAAGCCACCUGCAUCUGUGAUUUCACCUGGGCAGGGACAGAUUGCAGUAUCCGGGAUCCAGUUAGGAACCCUCACCCACCCAAGGAUGAAGGACCCAAGGGUCCUAGUGCCACCAAUCUCAUAAUAGGCUCCAUCGCUGGUGCCAUCCUGGUAGCGGCUAUUGUCCUUGGGGGCACAGGCUGGGGAUUUAAAAAUGUCAAGAAGAGGAGGUUCGAUCCUACUCAGCAAGGUGCCAUCUGA